Messenger RNA from Petromyzon marinus (sea lamprey), 3701 nucleotides. Its product is annotated as polypeptide N-acetylgalactosaminyltransferase 5-like. Gene Ontology annotation, molecular function: polypeptide N-acetylgalactosaminyltransferase activity. Gene Ontology annotation, biological process: protein O-linked glycosylation. The record is from RefSeq and is a predicted model, not a curated record. Lineage: Eukaryota; Metazoa; Chordata; Hyperoartia; Petromyzontiformes; Petromyzontidae. Gene Ontology annotation, cellular component: Golgi apparatus.
GCGAGAGAGUUGGGCCGAGGAGGGGUGGAGCGUGCUUGGAAAGAGGGGCGAGGCUGCGAAUGGGAAACGCAGCGCCACGCAUGCAGAAGUUACGUGGUGGUUGUGGUAUCAACACCAUUGGCAUCAUCAUCAGCAGCAUCAGCGGCGGAGGGCUCGCGUCCCACGAGAAUACCCGCUCGGUCAGCGUUCGUGAGACGGCUGGAGGAGGCGCGAGCGGGGCCGAGCGGCGGUGUGGGCGGGGGAGGGGCGCCGCGACGAUCUCCUCCUCAUGGCGGUGCGCCUGAGCGGCCGCCUGCGCCGCCUCUGCCGGGGCAGCGGCCGCGUGCUCGCCUUGGUGGUCGCGGCCUCCGUGCUGUGGCUGCUGUUCGACAUGGCCGCGCUGCGCGUCUCCUUCGCCGGCUCCGAGUAUUCCAAGCCGGAGAAGAGGAUCCUGGGGGACCGGGACGCCCUGGGCGAGCGCGCCAGGCGCCACCCGCGCUUCGGCUUCCUCCGGGCCGCGGGGGGCGCCGCCUCGACGCGGGCCGCCCCCGGGCCCGGUGCGGACGACCCGCGGCCCAACUUGGUCGACAAGCGCUUCGGCCGGCGGAGGGGGGCCCCCGACCCCGCCAAGGGAAACGCGAGCCGCCCUCGCGAGCCUCCCGCGGCGGCGAAAGUGGACAAGCGGAGGUUCGUCGUCGGCCAGCGUGCCGGCGCGAACGAGAACGCGGCGGGGCGGCCCGGCGUCGGCGCCGCGGCGCCCGCCGCGAGCGCCGCGCCCCCACGGCCGUCGUUCCGCGCGAGCCCGGGCCCGGGCCUAGGCCCGGGCCCGGGCCUGGGCCUAGGCCCGGGCUCGCCGCUUCCGGACGCGGGCGCGAAGGCGGCGGAGGUCCGCGCGGCGGGGGCGCGAUCCGCCCCGCCGGUGGAGACGGCGAGGCCGGAAGGGCCACGGGGGGCUCCGAUCCCGCGAGCCGCGGCGGCCGUCGACGCCCGACGGGGCGAGGCUCCGGCGAACGCGACUUCGCCGGUGGCGGCCGGGCACGAGGCCGACGGAGGUCGGCCGGAGCGCGUCGCGAACGGAGCGGCGAAGGAAACGAAGUCGGCGGGGGAAAUUGCGGACGGAGGCGGCGUCGGAGGAAGUCGAAUUGGGCGCACGACGUCAAAGGUCAUUAUUGACGCACUGGGCGAUGGGGGGGUCAAGUCACGCGAUGUGUCAAAAGCGCACGGUGUCGCCAAUAAAUCCGCCGACGCAGCCGGCGUGUUGACGGCCAACCGCACGCAGGACGCCGGCGUUGCUCGUGGCUUGACCGCGACCGCGACGGCAAAGCUUUCCGCAAAUAUGAAAAUCGCCACCCCGCCGCUCGCACGCUGGACCCGCCAAACGAACGAAGCCGUCGAAAGGUCGCUUACCGCUCCGCCGCGGCGGAGGAACGAUUCGCGUUUGCCGGAGCUCAACCGGGCAAGUCGUGACGCCGCCAGCCCAGGCCGGGCGGCCACCGGCCCGCUCCACCGCGUACACGCGGCGUCGGCCAACGGCACGGGCCGCGCCGCCGUGCCGGAGGGGCCGCGGCACCGCCUGCUGGCGCUGGACGCCACGCUGUCUCCCCGGGACCCCCACGCACCGGGCCAGUUUGGCUACGGCGUGACGGUGCGGCCCGAAGACCAGGAGCUCGCUGACCGGAGGUGGAGGGAGGGCGCCUUCAACGUGUUCGUCAGCGAUCAGAUCCCCCUGGACCGGGCACUGCCGGACACGAGACCCCCAGCGUGCGCGGAUCAGACGGUGCCCGACGCGCUGCCGCUGGUCAGCGUCAUCAUCUGCUUCAUCGACGAGGCGUGGAGCACCCUCCUGCGCUCCGUGCACAGCGUCCUCAACCGAUCGCCGCCGGGCCUCCUCCGCGAGCUCAUCCUGGUGGACGACUUCAGCACCAAGGAACACCUCAAGGAGAAGCUGGACAAGUACUUGGCGAACUUCCCCAAAGUCCGUCUGCUGCGACUCACCGAGCGGCACGGACUCAUCCGAGCCAGGCUGGUCGGCUCCGCUGUUUCCACUGGCGACAUCCUGCUGUUCCUCGACUCGCACGUGGAGUGCAACGUGGGCUGGCUCGAGCCGCUCGUGGCCCGGAUCCACGCCAACCGCAGCCGCGUGGCGUGCCCCGUCAUCGAGGUGAUCAACGAGAAGGACAUGAGCUACCAGCACGUCACGGACUUCCUGCGAGGGGUCUUCGAGUGGCCGCUGAACUUUGGCUGGAGGGCGACGCCGGUCGACGUCGUGACGGCGCUUGGCCUGAAGAGAGAGGACCCCUUCCCGUGUCCUGUGAUGGCAGGGGGUCUCUUUGCCAUCGACAAGCGCUAUUUUUACGAGCUGGGCACCUACGACCCUGGCCUCGAGGUGUGGGGAGGCGAGAAUCUUGAGCUGUCCUUCAAGGUGUGGAUGUGCGGCGGCGAGAUCGAGAUCGUGCCGUGCUCGCGCGUGGGCCACGUGUACCGGGCGGACAACCCGUACCCGUUCCCCGGCGGCGACAAGGUGUCCACGGUGCAGAGGAACCUGCGGCGGGUGGCCGACGUGUGGCUCGACGAGUACGCCGAGGUCUUCUACGGCCGCGGCUACGGCAACGCGCUGCGUUCGCGCGGCGCCGGCGGCGGCGUGCUGCCCGAGGGCGAGUUCGCCGCUCGCUUCGUCCGCAGCUCCGUGGGGGACGUCGAGCCGCAGAGGCGGCUGCGCCAGGCCCUCGGCUGCCGGAGCUUCGGCUGGUACCUGGAGAACGUCUACGCGGACCUGCGGGCUCCGCUCGUGCAGGCCGACGGAUGGGUGUGGAACGAGGGAUCCAAUCAGUGCCUGACAGUCAUCAAUAAUAGCAUUGAAGUGCACCUGUGCAUUCAGACUGGUGGGGUGUCGAAGCCGCAGCAGUUUAACUACACGUGGUGGCAGCAGCUGCGGCAGGACGGGCUGUGCUUGGCGGCGUUGGCGGGCGCUGGCACCGUGGGGCUAGCGGGCUGCAGGCCGGCCAGCGAGCCCCAGGCCUGGCUACACUCGCACAGCGAGCAGCCUCUGGCGAAGCACAUUGUGAAGGCGUCCGUCAGAGAGUCUCUGUGCCUGGCGCAAGUUGGGAAAGGCCUGAAGCUCAGCUCCUGCGACGUCCUGAACGCCUACCAAAAGUGGAACUUCGGCAGAUAUUUCGAGUAGCCCCAAGUGCUCAAGCGUUGUUGGAACUCUCCUAUCCCGUUACUUGAUGGCUCAUUGCCAGCAAAAAAAAACUAGAGACCAGCAUGCUGGGGACAGUUUCCCCAGAGCGUCGCUACACAUGUCGUAUAGUUUUACAAUUAUGGUGACGUUGGGCCCAAAGACUGAAAUAUUAUGGCUACAGUGUAGCUCUAAUGUAAACACUAAUUCCAGCGGGGGUUCGUAGUUAAUUAAUGCCUUUGCUCCUUAUGCACUCUUUGAAAUUGCCACACAAGACCACUGACUGAGGUUGGCAAAUUGGGCUUGAACACGUAGUUGUGAAUGUUUCACGAAAUGGGUGUGGGAAGAUGGAAUAGCAAUCAUUUAAUUUAAUUCGCGGGAAUGUGGUGAGCGUUUUUGUAAAUAGUGUAAUCAAACGGAAUAGCAGUGUAGUUUGUCACAGAAGGCAGUGGUGUUCUUCAUUUUGUAAACAUUUAUUAUUGCCGAUGUUCAAGUAGUGGUAACCCUAAAUUUAAUAAAGACAAACUAUUUUUGUAGUGUUCGA